This is a messenger RNA of Tigriopus californicus, 1396 nucleotides long. Its product is annotated as steroidogenic acute regulatory protein-like. The record is from RefSeq and is a predicted model, not a curated record. Lineage: Eukaryota; Metazoa; Arthropoda; Copepoda; Harpacticoida; Harpacticidae. Gene Ontology annotation, molecular function: lipid binding.
UCUUCGUGUUGUGCUCCUUGACCUGAAUUUGAGGGGCUUCAUUUCGAUCUUGAUCGUCAAAAGAGAACCAGUCCUUCAGUUGUCGUCCAGGUCCCAUUUUAUUGGGAUAAUAUUUUACGUUGGGGGAACCUUUCGAGUCGUCCAUUAGCCAUGAGAUCCUUUCACAAGCAACUCAAGUCCCUGGUGUCGUUCUCUUACGACCAGGACGAGUCUGACCACGAGCUUGUGAUUCAACUCCCUGAGAUGGAAUACCGUAAGCGCGGCCAAGAAACUUUAGAGGAAGCUUGGCGACUCCUGAACUCGUCAGAUUGGAAGUUAGAAAAACGAAAUUCUCACGGGGACACGGUUCACUCGAAGCACAUCAGAGGCAACAAAAAAGUAUUCAAACUCACUGGAAAGGUCAUGAUUCCUCCGAAGUUGCUUUUAGAGGAGCUUUUCUAUCAAAUCGAGGAUGUCCCAUCGUGGAAUCCCACACUCAAAGAAUGCAAAACCAUUCAGCCGAUCGAUAGCCACACUGAUAUCAGCUAUCAGGUGGCCGCCGAAGCCGCCGGAGGAAUGGUGAGCACUCGGGACUUUGUCAACCUUCGGUAUUGGCAAGUCAUCGAAGGAUCCUAUUUCUCGUCGGGGGUGUCCAUUCAGCACCCAGCUAUGCCCAGUCAACCCAAAAAAGUCAGAGGCGAGAAUGGCCCCGGCGGAUGGGCCAUGAGACCCGUACCCGGUGAGCCGGACGAAUGCACCUUCCAAUGGCUUUUAGACACCGAUCUUAAGGGGUGGAUCCCGCAGUCCGUGAUCGACGCGGCCUUGAGCGGGGCCCAAUUCGACUACAUCGAAAGCAUCCGACAACGGGCCGCUCAUCUCCACCGAAUUGGUCGGGUCCAAGACCAUCUUGCGCACAACCAACAAGCCUCUGCCAGCGCUUCGCUCAACUCCACCUUAACCGUCAACUCCGUGGCAUAAUCUGAAAUCAUUUGGCCAAUCAGGCGGCAGCAAUUUGUCCACGGGUCCAAACAUCGUCUUCCGUCAAAAGUGAGCUGUGAGUGUGGACCAAGUCCACCAUGAUGGGCCUUUGAAGCAGAGCACCCUGAAUGAAGAGAGAUAGUAGGUCCGAUCCGGUGUCAAUGAACAAUGUGAAGACGAAGUUGUGGGUCUGGGUGGUUUACACGCCUUUUAGUCAUAGUAUGAGAGGACGGGGUGGUGGUGGUGGUGGAAGGGUUCCCAGGGCCAAUCAGUGUUCUCCAGUGCUGUUACAUUCCUUCACUAUUAUACGAUCAGACUGUUAUAUCUUGUCCUUGAAAGGUAUUCGCCACCAUAAUCAUCGUUAUCCAAGCGCACAAAAACGAAAUAUACUCAAGAACUCAUCAAAUCGCCAAGCUAGUGUACGUGGCGAAAUCCUGAA